AUGUCGGAACCCGCGCUCCCGACCACCCGCUCAUCAUGUCUCCGCCUCUUCGAUGUCCGCCUCUUCGAUGUCCGCCUCUUCCAUCUCCGCCUCUUCCAUCUCCGCAUCCCAGCCGCUGCCAGCAUCGUAGGCUUCAUAGCCGCAGCCCUCACUACCGCUGGCAUUGUCUUCACCGUCCUCACUGCCGCUGGCACCGUCUUCAUCGUCAUUUUCAUUGACGAGGUCGCUAAGCCACUGCUGUUGAGCAGGCAGCUCCACGCAGUGUACUUCGACUGA
Rhodofomes roseus is the source of this 276-nucleotide messenger RNA. RefSeq lists its product as uncharacterized. The coding region runs from base 1 to 276 and encodes 91 amino acids. The transcript has 2 exons. The record is from RefSeq and is a predicted model, not a curated record. Lineage: Eukaryota; Fungi; Basidiomycota; Agaricomycetes; Polyporales; Fomitopsidaceae.